This is a messenger RNA of Sinocyclocheilus anshuiensis, 2132 nucleotides long. Its product is annotated as F-box/WD repeat-containing protein 7-like. The record is from RefSeq and is a predicted model, not a curated record. Lineage: Eukaryota; Metazoa; Chordata; Actinopteri; Cypriniformes; Cyprinidae. Gene Ontology annotation, molecular function: ubiquitin binding. Gene Ontology annotation, biological process: ubiquitin recycling; proteasome-mediated ubiquitin-dependent protein catabolic process. The transcript has 10 exons. The coding region runs from base 558 to 2132 and encodes 524 amino acids. Gene Ontology annotation, cellular component: nucleus; cytoplasm.
CGACACACGCCAUCAUCCGUGGACAGGGAGUCGUACAGGAAUCAGUGGGAUAAAGGCGAUCGCGCUUAACGGAGAAGCAUCGGAGUCGUGCGCCGUAUCCCGGGCGUUCUUUAAAUCGGUCACAUAUUAUUUCAGGGAGAUUUUAGUUUUUGCAGAAGAUAAAUAAAUAAUAAAGCUCUCCCUGGUGCGUGGGUUGGAAAGGUUGGCGUAACGCUCCUACUUUAUUCCAUCGGAUGAAAAUGUUUGGUUUGUGCUUGUAAAACUUCAACUCGUUUUCAAAGGAUCGUUUCAUCUUUCUUUCGGGCAAACCGCAGAGGAGAAGAGGAGAGACCGGUGACCGUAAUUGGACUCUGGAUAGGAUACCUGGGGGAGCUAACUGUCCCUGUGCACACAGGCGCCUAAUUUUCCUUCGCCUUUCCAUCAGUUUCCAGGAAGUCAGAGGUGGAGAACCACGUUUGAAGGACUCUGAGCUGCCAGACGUGUGAAUCAAUGCCAAGUCUUUGUCCUCCUCAGACAGCCUAGCGAAGGUGCAGGAGGUAGCAAGCUGGCUUUUGGAAAUGAACCAGGAUCUGCUGUCGGGGGGCAGCGGCAGCAGGGCGGCCCAGCAGCAGAGGCAGAGGCCUGGGGCAGCGGGGGCAGGUAACAGCACCUCCGGCCGCACACCUCAGCCCCAGGCGGAGCACAUGAAUCGGGUGUUGGAGGAGCAGGAGCAGGUGGCACAGCAACAGAGAAGAGAACCGGGCGAGGAGGAAGAGGGUGGACAAGAGCGGCCAAGGGAGGCAGAGGAGGAACCAUGGCCUUCCGGAGGUGAGCCAGUGGAGGAAGGACGGAGGAGCGAGGUGAACGGAGCCGAGAAGGGCGCCCAGUGGAUGUGGGAGCAGGAGCAGCAUCGGCGGCAUAGACGGCAUCGCGAGGAAGAGGCGGAGAAUGAGGAGGAGGAGAAUAAUAAUGCCGGAAGGGAAGGGCAGGUCGGGGUGGGACUUCGUUCAGAGGAAGACGACGACCGACCGGAGGAUGAGGAGGAAAUGGACCAGGAUAGCGAUGAGUUUGAGCAUUCAGGAGAGAGUGGGAGGGAAGAGGAGGAGGAGGAAGAGGCUGAAGAUGAGGAGGAAGGAGAGGAAGGCCUCCACUCUCCCUUCCUCAGGACCAGUGUGUCGGACCUUAAUGAUAACACAGACCAGUCCUCUGGACGACAACACCAAAGCUCACCAUCUGUCUGCAAGAAUAAGAUGAAGAGGAAGUUGGACCAUGGCCCCGAGGUUCGACCUUUCCCUUCAGGAAAAAAGCCCUGUCCAAGUCCCACAGGACUGCCGUAUCCAGCCACCCCCACCACGUUUAGGGACAUUCGAGCAGUCAAUGGGCAGGGUCAGCAGAGACGACGUAUCACAUCCAUCCAGCCCCCUACAGGCCUGCAGGAGUGGCUCCGCACCUUUCAGAGCUGGAGUGGCCCAGAGAAGCUGCUUGCGCUGGAUGAGUUGAUUGACAGCUGUGAGCCCACGCAGGUGAAACACAUGAUGCAGGUGAUCGAACCACAGUUUCAGAGAGACUUCAUCUCACUCCUGCCCAGAGAGUUGGCCUUACACGUGUUGUCAUUUCUGGAGCCAAAGGAUCUGCUUCAGGCAGCUCAAACGUGUCGUUACUGGCGCAUUCUAGCAGAGGACAACCUGCUAUGGAGGGAAAAAUGCAAAGAAGAAGGUAUUGAUGAACCCUUGUACAUAAAGAGAAGGAAGGUUAUCAAGCCAGGGUUCACACACAGUCCCUGGAAGAGUGCCUAUAUUAGACAACACAGAAUAGACACCAACUGGAGGAGAGGAGACCUCAAAUCACCCAAGGUCUUGAAAGGCCAUGACGACCAUGUCAUCACCUGUCUCCAGUUCUGUGGAAACCGUAUAGUGAGCGGCUCAGACGACAACACACUCAAAGUAUGGUCUGCUGUUACUGGGAAGUGUUUGCGGACGUUAGUCGGCCACACCGGUGGGGUCUGGUCCUCUCAGAUGCGAGACAACAUCAUUAUCAGUGGCUCCACAGACCGAACGCUGAAGGUCUGGAAUGCAGAGACGGGAGAAUGUAUCCACACGCUGUACGGUCAUACCUCAACAGUGCGCUGUAUGCACUUGCAUGAGAAAAGGUAA